GGGUUGGAGGAUCGUUGAAGCUUAUCGGAGAAAAAUGGCAGCGAUUUACAGUCUGUACAUAAUCAACAAAUCUGGUGGUUUGAUAUUCUACAAGGAUUGUGGAACAAAGGGAAGAAUGGAUACGAAUGAUAGCUUGAGAGUAGCUAGUUUAUGGCAUUCAAUGCACGCCAUUUCUCAGCAGCUUUCACCUGUUAAUGGCUGUACUGGCAUUGAGCUUCUUGAAGCCGACACUUUUGAUUUACAUUGUUUCCAGUCUCUCCCUGGAACUAAGUUCUUUGUUGUUUGUGAACCUGGUACUCCUCACAUGGAGAGCCUCCUUAGAUACAUUUAUGAGCUCUACACUGACUAUGUCUUGAAGAAUCCUUUCUAUGAGAUU
Molecule: messenger RNA, 376 nt
Organism: Camelina sativa (false flax)
Lineage: Eukaryota; Viridiplantae; Streptophyta; Magnoliopsida; Brassicales; Brassicaceae
Source: RefSeq, a predicted model, not a curated record